AUGGCCGACGCAACACUUCAGUCAUGGGAGUACCUGGAGACGCUUCCAGGCACCCAAUUCUAUCGUCUCUACAGAAGUCCAGCCUCAGCUCUGGCGAUCUUCAGGAAGCGGCUGUCGGCGUUGGCAAAAUCCUUCGUCUUGAUGCUGUUGUACAUGCCCCGGCCGCUGCCAGUGAAACAACUCGAACAAUUUGUCAAAGACACCAGCAGAGGCGAACGUGAGCACGCCCUGGAUUUACUACACCGUUACCACAUAUUUCGCGAUGUCACCCUCAACUCGACAAAGGCUUAUGCGUUGACUCCGGACUUUGCCAGAUCUCUGCGUCGGGCUUUGACGGGGGCAGGGGACAGCCGGUCUUUCGGACAGGUCGCGCGGGUCCUGAGGCGGUGGGAAGGCAUAUUAGGCUACAUGGUCGGCUCGUCAUCCAUACCACUGGAAACAGCCAACGAGCAGCCUGCGAUCGAACCGGCUCCAGGAGUCAUUGAGCUUCUCAAAGCAGGCCAUCUCAUCGAGGUCAGCGGGGCGUACAUCCAUGGCCAAAGAGCCAGGAUCACGAAGGAAGGCUUUGCGUUUGUCCUGCAAGACAUCAACACCCAAGUGUGGGCAUUGCUUUUCCUCUACGUAGACAACGCCGAGGUCUUUGAUAUGGACAAAGUCGACGUCCUGUCCUUUCUUUUUCUCGUCUCGUCCCUCGAACUGGGGCUCGCAUACUCGACCUCCACUCUGGACGAAACCCAGCGCCGCUGCCUCACCGAUCUCGUCUCUCUUGGGCUUGUCUACCAACCUCUGUCCGACGACGGAAUCAAUCCUGCCGAUUACUUCUACCCAACACGGCUUGCCACAACGCUGACGUCCGACUCGGCCUCCGCCCUCUCAACCACCAACCUGACCAUCGGCACCUCCCUCUCCCAGAAAUACUCGUCCUCGUCCGGCACCACCACGCCUUCAGGCACCGUCACACAAAAAGGCUUCAUCAUCGUCGAGACCAACUACCGCGUCUACGCCUACACGUCUUCCCCCUUACAGAUCGCCCUUCUCUCACUCUUCGUCAACCUGCGGUCUCGCCACCCGAAUCUCGUCACAGGGAAAAUGAGCAAAGCCUCGGUGCAGCGCGCCGUCCAGGCCGGCAUCACUGCCGACCAGAUCAUUUCGUACUUGACGACGCACGCGCACCCUCAGAUGAGGCGGCAUGCGCAGGCCGAACAAGCCGCCCUGCUGGCCCGGGGCACGGCCACCGCGGCGCAGGUGCAGCGGACAGUGCCGAUCCUGCCGGCGACGAUCUUGGACCAAAUCCACCUGUGGCAGCUGGAGCGCGACCGCAUGACGACCACGCCAGGCUUCCUGUUCCGGGACUUCUCCACGCGCGCCGAGUACGAGGCCAACUGUCGGUACGCGGACGAGACGGGCGUCUUGGUGUGGAAGGACGACGCGAAGCGGUUGUUCUUUGUGACGCGGCUCGAGGGCGUGCGCGCGUUCAUGGCCGAGAGGAGAGCCACCGGUGGUUCAAGCGGGGUGGACAAAGUCGAGAGGUAG
Fonsecaea erecta is the source of this 1533-nucleotide messenger RNA. RefSeq lists its product as hypothetical. The record is from RefSeq and is a predicted model, not a curated record. Gene Ontology annotation, molecular function: ATPase activator activity; double-stranded DNA binding. The transcript has 2 exons. The coding region runs from base 1 to 1533 and encodes 510 amino acids. Gene Ontology annotation, biological process: nucleotide-excision repair. Gene Ontology annotation, cellular component: transcription factor TFIIH core complex; transcription factor TFIIH holo complex. NCBI's taxonomy places the organism in Eukaryota, Fungi, Ascomycota, Eurotiomycetes, Chaetothyriales, Herpotrichiellaceae.